Messenger RNA from Knipowitschia caucasica, 681 nucleotides. NCBI's taxonomy places the organism in Eukaryota, Metazoa, Chordata, Actinopteri, Gobiiformes, Gobiidae. The record is from the annotation of a GenBank genome assembly.
AUGGAAGCCGCAAUCCUCAAGCACAUUCUGAACAGCCAGGGCUCCGUGAACAGAGAGGAGCUGGAGUGGAACCUGGACGCCUCUCUGAUCGCACACAUCAUCGCUUCUAACGAGCAGUUCGUGAAUUGUUCUGCCCGGGGCACUGAGAGGGUGGUGGUCCGCAGCGGAGUGAGACUGUGCCAGGAUAAAAUGUGCUCAGGCUGCAGGGGGCUGCAUGUGUGCAAGAAGCUGCUGUUGACGGGAGACUGCCUCUUCCAACACACAAGGAGAGGUUGCCAUUUCUCCCAUGAUCUCCAGUCUGAGGACAACAUGGAGCUUCUAAGUGAGUUUGGUCUACAGACUCUGUGCAGAUCUGAGCUGAGUUUGCUGCUACUACAGAGCAACAAUACACUGCUUCCACAGAUCUGUCAUGAUUUCAACAACCGUGUGAGUUGCCAGGAGAACUGCCCACGUCUGCACAUGUGUGAGCGUUACCUCCACCAGGACUGCAGCUGCCCCAAGAACCACAACUUCUGCGCCCCUCAGCCGCUCAGACUGCUGCAGGAAAAGCACAUCCCUGAGCAUCUCUUCCACCUGCUGAGAUCUGUGUACGCAAACAAAGAGGCUCUGAGACUCGCCGACAAAGCAAACAGGAGCAGGGAUGGCCACGCAGCUCCCACACAAGAUGGGAACAGUGAUUAG